AGUUGACGUUGUCGUGCCGUCGGAUUCAGUGCGUUUCGAAAAUAAUUGUUCGGCUCAAGACGGAUAUUGGAAACUGAAGCUACUGUCGCAUUUUAAAUUUAAGCUGCGUGCCUUUUCCUGUGUUUGAGUGUGUUUUUGUGUGUCAAGUAUACUAAAUCAGCACCUUUAUAUUGCACCUCUAAACCAUUUCAUUUGGAAAAUCGAAAAUAAAUAUCCCGUGUAGAAAUGUCGCCGCCAGAUGAUAAUUCCUUUGCCACAACCAGUGGCAAUAAAAAGGCAACAUACACCUUAAUAUGUGUCAAAGUGGUAGAGCUGUGUUUGCUUAUAUGCUGCCUGGGCCUGAUUGAUGAGCCGGCCACUAAUUCCCAUUUGAGGGUAUUCAUCACACCUCGCGUAAUGGCAUUGUCCUAUGUAACCUUUGGAGCUUUGACCAUCUAUACGGCCAUUUAUCUGAUCAUGGCACUCUUUGGGGAUUUACCUCCAUGGCGCACAUCCGUUUUGUGGGCCCUCGUGGGAUUCGUUCUUUAUAUCGCUGUAACCGCUCUGCUCUUCCGCGAUUGGGCCACCACAAAGGAUCGUAACUAUUGGCAUCCAAAUAUGCAUCGUCUGGACUUGGUAAUGGCUUCCGCUUCUAUUUCUCUGGUCACUGCCUUAGUCUACCUUCUGGACGUUCUGCUAACCAUUCGCUUUGGCAUCCAUGGCGAUCAGGAUUGACAGGGAGAUAUCUUUACCGUUAUUGCCUAGCGCGUUUGGAAUGUAAUAUUUACAGUGUUCCAGUGUAGUCCAUAACCUUAAUUCCCGUGCCGCUUUCCUCCGUGCAAAAAGUACCACACGAACGAAUUCUGUAUCAUAAAAAUCAAAAAUUACAUCACAAUUUUCAUCAUAAAAAGUACAAAAGAAUCUAAAGAAAUCGAACAUAAAAAAGAAAUCAAGCAAGAUUUGAAGCUUAUAGCCUUGUUUUGUUUUAUUACAAUUUUUUUUUUAGCGAUCUAUAUUUUAAAGUCAUGUGUUUUUUUUUUCUAAUCCUCUUAACAUAAGUUUUACACAAAUAAAAUGUUUAUAAAGAUAAAUGAAUAAAUAAUAAAAAUCAA
Drosophila willistoni is the source of this 1091-nucleotide messenger RNA. RefSeq lists its product as uncharacterized. The record is from RefSeq and is a predicted model, not a curated record. Gene Ontology annotation, biological process: septate junction assembly. The transcript is spliced from 4 exons. Lineage: Eukaryota; Metazoa; Arthropoda; Insecta; Diptera; Drosophilidae. The coding region runs from base 226 to 714 and encodes 162 amino acids.